Messenger RNA from Melanaphis sacchari, 2209 nucleotides. It is a transcript of the gene CaMKII, whose product is annotated as calcium/calmodulin-dependent protein kinase type II alpha chain. The record is from RefSeq and is a predicted model, not a curated record. Gene Ontology annotation, biological process: protein phosphorylation. The transcript is spliced from 18 exons. Bases 364 to 2079 code for a protein of 571 amino acids. NCBI's taxonomy places the organism in Eukaryota, Metazoa, Arthropoda, Insecta, Hemiptera, Aphididae. Gene Ontology annotation, molecular function: calmodulin binding; calcium/calmodulin-dependent protein kinase activity; ATP binding. Gene Ontology annotation, cellular component: neuron projection; cytoplasm.
CCGGCGUCCGCGGCGUUACGCACUGCACACAAGACUUACACAAACACACACACACACACAUACACAAAUACACGCACACACACAUACUCGCGCGAACGCGCGCGCGCGCCCAAACGCAAACGCGAACGCUAACGCGGCACACGCUUUACACCGCACGCCGACGUACUGUGCUGCACGCAGUAGACACACGGUUCGAACGCCGAACGCGGGACCCCUCGGUUUAACAAUUUUUUUUUUUUUAAAAACAAAAUUAUAAUCUAACCACACGUAUACACACUUACACACACAUACACACACACAACACGCGUACACACGUACACGCAUACAUAUACGGCACACGGCACACGAACACCGCACGACACGAUGGCCGCGCCGCUCGUAUGUACGCGAUUUAGUGACAAUUACGAACUUAAAGAAGAACUCGGAAAAGGAGCAUUUUCUGUUGUAAGAAAAUGUAUUCAAAAGCACACAGGAUUGGAAUUCGCCGCCAAAAUUAUAAACACGAAAAAAUUAUCAGCCCGAGAUUUUCAAAAAUUAGAAAGGGAAGCAAGAAUAUGCAGGAAAUUACAGCAUCCAAAUAUAGUGAGAUUACACGAUAGCAUCCAAGAAGAACUGUUCCACUACCUCGUGUUCGAUCUUGUGACAGGUGGCGAGUUAUUUGAAGACAUCGUAGCAAGAGAGUUCUAUAGUGAAGCUGAUGCAUCGCAUUGCAUUCAGCAGAUACUGGAAAGUGUAAAUCACUGCCACACAAACGGGGUAGUACACAGGGAUCUAAAACCGGAAAAUUUGUUAUUGGCUAGCAAAGUUAAAGGCGCUGCAGUCAAGUUGGCCGAUUUUGGGUUAGCUAUCGAGGUUCAGGGCGAACAACAAGCGUGGUUUGGUUUUGCCGGAACUCCAGGUUAUCUGUCGCCUGAAGUACUUAAGAAAGAACCAUAUGGAAAACCAGUCGACAUUUGGGCAUGCGGUGUAAUACUUUACAUAUUGUUGGUUGGAUAUCCACCGUUUUGGGAUGAAGAUCAACAUAGAUUGUAUGCCCAAAUCAAAGCUGGCGCGUAUGAUUAUCCAUCGCCUGAGUGGGAUACAGUUACACCAGACGCAAAAAAUUUAAUUAAUCAAAUGCUAACUGUGAACCCUGCUAAACGGGUCACAGCAUCUGAUGCACUCAAACACCCAUGGAUUUGCUAUCGUGAGAAAGUUGCUUCGGCUGUGCACAGACAGGAAACGGUCGACUGCUUGAAGAAGUUCAACGCCAGACGAAAAUUAAAAGGUGCCAUUUUGACGACAAUGUUGGCUACAAGGAACUUCUCCAGUAAGUAUGAUGUACACGGUCGCAGUAUUGUAACUAACAAAAAAGGAGAUGGUUCUCAAGUAAAAGAAUCAACUGAGAGCAAUACAACAUUGGAAGACGAUGAUGUCAGAGAGGACAAAAAAGGGACUGUGGACCGGAGCUCUACAGUAAUUGCCAAAGAUGCGGAAGGGAACGUUGGUACGCCACCACCGUCACCGGCGUUGUCAUCCUCUUCCGUCGGUAGCGUACUGGGCUGCUUCAAGAGUUCCUCGUCCACAUCUUUCGGAUCCAAGACAAAUAAACUGUCAAUAAUUGUCACCGCCAACCCCCAAAAUGUCUUGGCACAAGCACGCAAACAAGAAAUCGUUAAAAUCACAGAACAACUUAUUGAAUCAAUCAACAAUGCUGAUUUUGAAGGAUAUACGAAAAUUUGCGAUCCGCACAUGACAGCAUUUGAACCGGAAGCACUUGGAAAUCUACUGGAGGGCAUGGAAUUCCAUAAAUUUUACUUCGACCAUGAAUCCGUUUUGACAGUUUUAGGUAAGAAUCGAGGCAUAAAUACUACAGUGUUGAAUCCUACCGUGCAUUUACUUGGUGACGAUGCAGCUUGCAUUGCAUACAUUAUACUCGUACAAUACAUCGACAAACAAGGAGUUCCUAGAUCGCACCAGUAUGAAGAAACUAGAGUAUGGCACAGACGUGACAACAAAUGGCAAAACGUGCAUUCGCAUCGGUCAGCAUCGGUAGCAUCCACCAGCAGCGCGUUUUCGCCAUCCGCCAUCAAUAAAUAAUCGUUCAUCAGCGAUAAUACAUCGACGGUCAUACAGAACAAAUGAAGAAGCCCACUAUAAUAACAAUGUUUUUGUUCCUUUUUAUCUUUAUUUCUUUUCUUCUAUCUUGUUUUUUUUUUCAUUUUGACUG